Molecule: messenger RNA, 3203 nt
Organism: Anguilla rostrata (American eel)
Lineage: Eukaryota; Metazoa; Chordata; Actinopteri; Anguilliformes; Anguillidae
Gene: mat1a
Product: methionine adenosyltransferase 1A
Exons: 9
Coding region: 190-1365 (391 amino acids)
Biological process (GO): S-adenosylmethionine biosynthetic process
Cellular component (GO): cytosol
Molecular function (GO): ATP binding; methionine adenosyltransferase activity
Source: RefSeq, a predicted model, not a curated record
GGACCCUGGAGCUCCAUGCCGUAGACAGACAGCCAGCCAGCCAGGACUCAGCACGCGGGAAUAUCAAGCCACCUUCGCCCCCCUUUCCCCGCAGUCUCAGCCUGCUCAAAGAGGACCCCCCCACCGCACCGUACCGCACCGCACCGCACCCCACACCUGCUCUCUGAGCCCCUGGCAGCGACGCUCACCAUGGACCGGCUGAUCGACUUGGCGCCUGACGACGGCUCCUUCAUGUUCACCUCCGAGUCUGUGGGCGAGGGCCACCCCGACAAAAUCUGUGACCAGAUCAGCGAUGCAGUUCUAGAUGCUCACCUGAAAGAGGACCCUGAUGCCAAGGUGGCCUGUGAGACGGUGUGUAAGACCGGCAUGGUGCUGCUUUGCGGAGAGAUCACGUCCAGAGCCAACGUGGACUACCAGCGAGUGGUCAGAGACGCCAUCAAGCACAUCGGCUACGACAACUCUGACAAAGGCUUCGACUACAAGACCUGCAAUGUGCUGGUGGCUCUAGAGCAGCAGUCUCCCGACAUCGCCCAGGGCGUCCACAUUGACCGGCACGAGGAGGACGUCGGAGCUGGGGACCAGGGUCUGAUGUUCGGCUACGCCACAGAUGAAACGGAGGAGUGCAUGCCACUCACCAUCGUCCUGGCUCACAAACUCAACGCAAAGAUGGCCGAACUCCGCCGAGACGGGACCAUCCCGUGGCUCCGCCCAGACUCCAAGACACAGGUGACGGUGCACUACUCCCAGGAGGGGGGUGCGGUGAUCCCCCUCAGGGUGCACACGGUGGUGAUCUCGGUGCAGCACGACGACAACGUCACCCUGGAGGAGCAGAAGCGCAUCCUCAAGGAGAAGGUCAUCAAGUCCGUGGUUCCCGCCAAGUACCUGGACGAGCGGACCAUCUACCACCUGCAGCCCAGCGGCCGCUUUGUCAUCGGCGGGCCCCAGGGGGAUGCUGGUGUGACCGGGCGAAAGAUCAUUGUGGACACGUACGGGGGAUGGGGUGCCCACGGGGGAGGGGCCUUUUCCGGAAAAGACUACACCAAGGUGGACCGUUCGGCUGCCUACGCUGCACGCUGGGUGGCCAAGUCACUGGUCAAAGCCAAGCUCUGCAGGAGAGUCCUGGUGCAGGUAUCCUAUGCGAUCGGUGUGGCCCAUCCACUGUCUGUCUCUCUCUUCACCUACGGCUCAUCCCAAAAGUCAGAGAAGGAGCUGCUGCAUAUUGUCAAUGACAACUUUGACCUCCGACCAGGGGUCAUUGUGAGGGAUUUGAACCUGAAGAGGCCGAUCUACCAGAAGACUGCGUGCUACGGUCACUUCGGCAGGGCCGGGUUCCCUUGGGAGGAGGCCAAGGAACUGACGUACUGAGGGCGCCAACGUACGAGGAAGUCCUCCCCCUCUCCCCCCCGUCCUCACCCUUUAAUGUACUGGUUCAAACAUCAACCCCCAGUAUCAGCCCACUUUCUGUAAAACCUUUUUUUUUGUUGUUUUUUUUGUUUUUUGUUUUGAGUUUUCGCUGUGAAUUUACACACAGCGCACAGAUUACCAGAUUUCCUGAUGCCUCGUGACAUCACGGGCCGCAUCAGUGUUCGGGAGAUGCGUUAGUCACACUGAUGUAAAAUGUACAAUAUAAAUGAUGUAAAUUGUUGCCAGUCACAUCCGCACAGCAGCACCAUCACCCUUUAAACAGGCAUAUCACAGAGCCUUUUCAGCGGUCAAUACAUUCCAGUUCUGCCCCUUACCCUCGGACGUCAGGAUGCACUUCUAACCCCCGGAAAACAAGCCAUUCAGGGAUGGGACUCUGGGUCCACACACCACUCUCAACAUUUCACCUUGGCAUUGCUAAAAAACAAAGUCAUAUGGUGACCGCCUUCCCCUGUCCCCCUUUUGUAGGUCACGGGUGAACACGUCUGCUGUCUCAUACUCAUUUGUUGUUAACUUGGCAGCGGUUUGAUAAAGGUAUGAUAAUAACCUUUAUCAACGGUAAGACGGGUUUAAUUUUUGGCUGUGACCUCUUCUGGUUCCUGUGUUUGUCAUUAAGUUUGGGGGUCAUUUUUUAAUUUGAUGACGUGCCAACAGUUCUACGCUGUUGCUAAAGUGAUUUAAAAACACCACACCUUUGGGCAAAACAGGCAGAUCACAGUGAAACAGUUACAUAAGACUGAAAGUCUGCGCCCUAUCGACCCUCUGCAGAAAUUCACCCUGUAACCACCAAACUGCAUCUUUUGACAGAACAUUUAUUUUAAAUGUUUACACGUGAUCUGUGAAUAUCCGACUUAACAUUUUCAUCAGUAACAAUUGCAAAAGCAAGUGUGUGUGUGUGUGUGUGUGUAACUUCUUAAAGACAUUUCAGGGAUUUGAGAUGUAAUGGGAUUUCUUUUAAAUCCUAUUUGUGCUGAGGAUUUGCAGGUGUGAUGGUGUGGCUUUUUAACUGGAUUUAUCAUUCGCAUAGGUAUAAAGGUACAGGUAUUUUGCGGAAACUGUAUGUGGGAAUAUAUAAAUGCAUUUCUGCUGUACUACUAGGAGGGGCACUACAGAUGUAUACAGAUAUUUUUUGUGCUUUGGGAUUUGGGUGCAAUUUGGCCCUUAAGUAAUGAGGGGUCAAAUCAAUGUGUUCAAUCUUAAUUUACAGUGUGUCUUGACAACGAGACUAAUGUACCCAAUGCAAUAUACUGUAACUAUAUUUUCAUAAUUUUUUUUUUUUUUCAAAUUAUGCUUUCCAAAAACUGUUUAUUGGACAGCCUGAAAUCAUUUUCUCAACUGAAACAUUUUACGUGCGCAAAUACCAUUGUGCAUAUGGUACCUGUUUAACUUUCAUAUUUGUAAAAUCUGACUUUUUCUAUCAUUAUAUCCUAUCAUAACUUGGUUUGUUGGCAUGGAAACUGCUGCAUAUGGCUAUCAUGCACACACGUGUCCCCAUGAAUCACUGUUGCAUACAGCUGUUCUGCACACACACACGCACACGCACACGUCCCCACAAACUAUGCAUAUUGCUAUCAUGCAUACACACAAGCUCUGCAGCCCGUUUCAAUGUUCAGUGCUGCCCAGUGUCCUGGGAGUCAUGUGACAGCGACUCAUCCGUGGCCGUCAGCAGACCACGUUUACGGGUGCAUGUCCCCCAGUAAUAUUUUUCUGUGCCCCAGUAAAAAUGAUCAUGAAAAAUAAUGUUUUUUUUGCAUUGUGUCUAAAUAAAAUCUCAACAGUAA